CACGUAGGAUCAGCCUCCUGCUAAUUAGGCUCUGGUCCUCAGGGCCAGAUCGACUGGAUUCAAUCUUCACGCUUGGUGUUGCAUAUUUUCAAUGCUACAGGAAUUAUAAGCUACAGGAAGUGAACCCCCACGUCACAUUCUGCCACCUGUGCCUCUCUUUGCACCAACCAUCUCUGCCUUCUUCCUCGCACAUCUACAAAAGCUCACGGCGAUCCCACUCUCUCCUCCAUUGAUUGUGGAUUUGUGCAGAGUAAUUCGAUCUAUCGACUGAAGGAUGAGAGAGAUACUGCACGUGCAAGCAGGGCAGUGCGGGAACCAGAUCGGGGGCAAGUUCUGGGAGGUGGUGUCGGACGAACACGGCAUCGAUCCCAAGGGCAACUACGUGGGGCAGUCGCGGUUGCAACUGGAGCGGGUGAAUGUGUACUACAACGAGGCGAGCGGGGGGCGGUACGUGCCGCGAGCGGUGCUCAUGGACCUGGAGCCCGGCACCAUGGACGCCCUCCGCACCGGCCCCUACGGCCAGCUCUUCCGCCCCGACAACUUCGUCUUCGGCCAGAACGGCGCCGGCAACAAUUGGGCCAAGGGGCACUACACUGAGGGCGCCGAGCUGAUCGACGCCGUCCUCGACGUCGUGCGCAAGGAGGCCGAGAACUGCGAUUGCCUUCAAGGGUUUCAAAUCUGCCACUCUCUGGGAGGCGGCACAGGGUCGGGCAUGGGGACGCUUCUGAUUUCCAAAAUAAGGGAGGAGUACCCGGACCGAAUGAUGCUGACCUUCUCGGUGUUCCCCUCGCCCAAGGUCUCCGACACGGUGGUGGAGCCGUACAACGCGACGCUGUCGGUGCACCAGCUGGUGGAGAACGCCGAUGAGUGCAUGGUGCUCGACAACGAGGCCCUCUACGAUAUCUGCUUCCGCACCCUCAAGCUCACCAAUCCAAGCUUUGGUGAUUUGAACCAUCUGAUAUCGACGACGAUGAGCGGAGUGACGUGCUGCCUGCGGUUCCCGGGGCAGCUGAACUCCGACCUGCGGAAGCUGGCGGUGAACUUGAUCCCGUUCCCGAGGCUCCACUUCUUCAUGGUGGGAUUCACCCCGCUGACGUCACGCGGGUCGCAGCAGUACCGCGCGCUGACCAUCCCGGAGUUGACGCAGCAGAUGUGGGACUCCAAGAACAUGAUGUGCGCUGCCGACCCGCGGCACGGCCGCUACCUGACGGCGUCCGCCAUGUACCGCGGGAAGAUGAGCACCAAGGAGGUGGACGAGCAGAUGAUCGCUGUGCAGAACAAGAACUCGUCCUACUUCGUGGAGUGGAUCCCGAACAACGUGAAGUCGAGCGUGUGCGACAUCCCGCCCACUGGGCUCUCCAUGUCGGCUACCUUCAUGGGCAACUCCACGUCCAUCCAGGAGAUGUUCAGGCGCGUGUCGGAGCAGUUUACCGUCAUGUUCCGUCGCAAGGCUUUCUUGCACUGGUACACCGGCGAGGGUAUGGAUGAGAUGGAGUUCACCGAGGCGGAGAGCAACAUGAACGACCUCGUGUCGGAGUACCAACAGUACCAAGACGCCGUUGCCGACGCAGAGGAAGAAGAAGAAGCCUACGCGGAAGAAGACAACUAAUUAAGUGGCGAUAUCAUCUACACAUAUACAAGCAUGAAUGCAUAUAUCAAUGGAAUGUUUUCUUUCUGCGAUCGAUCGAGUUCGAAAUGUGUGAUCGAUCAGUGCUGUGGUUGAUUGUUCUGUUCUUCUCUUGUCGAUUUCUACACCUACGUUCAAUAAUUCCUUGUCAUGAAUAUUUGAGUGUAAUUCAUAGGUUUAUGCAGAUUAAGAAUGAGAUAUUUGGUUGUUCGAUUGAAA
Messenger RNA from Zingiber officinale, 1846 nucleotides. RefSeq names its product tubulin beta-7 chain-like. Gene Ontology annotation, biological process: mitotic cell cycle; microtubule cytoskeleton organization. The record is from RefSeq and is a predicted model, not a curated record. Gene Ontology annotation, cellular component: cytoplasm; microtubule. NCBI's taxonomy places the organism in Eukaryota, Viridiplantae, Streptophyta, Magnoliopsida, Zingiberales, Zingiberaceae. Gene Ontology annotation, molecular function: GTPase activity; structural constituent of cytoskeleton; GTP binding. Bases 275 to 1609 code for a protein of 444 amino acids. The transcript is spliced from 3 exons.